Molecule: messenger RNA, 4197 nt
Organism: Pipistrellus kuhlii (Kuhl's pipistrelle)
Lineage: Eukaryota; Metazoa; Chordata; Mammalia; Chiroptera; Vespertilionidae
Gene: TNS4
Product: tensin 4
Exons: 13
Coding region: 434-2761 (775 amino acids)
Molecular function (GO): protein binding
Source: RefSeq, a predicted model, not a curated record
AAGGCGGGGGCCGAGGGCCGGGGAAGCAGGGAGUCUGGGAGCCCCUCACACACAAGCCCGGCCCCAGCCCCCCUCAGGCCGGGCCAGGCCCCCGCCCGAUGCCUCCCUUCCCUGUGCCGGGGCCAACCCCACCUGAGGCCUGAGCCCACAGACGGGAGAGGGGUGGGGCCUGGCGGCUGUCAGCCACGAGUAGGGCCCUGAGAGGAGGAGGGAGGGCAGGAUCGUGGGUGCUCUUAAGUCUGAGGUGAACUGCGCCUUCCCUCACUCCUCACCUGCUCUCGGAGCUGUCUGAUCCCCGGAGCCAGGAGUGAAUGCGGCCGCUGCCCGCCCCGGGCCCCAGGUCCUGGACGCUCCUGGUUGGCGAGUGACACCUCUGGGACCUGCGUGAGGCUGGUGAGAAGCCCGAGCUGCCCUGCCGGGUGGCUGCCCCGCCAUGUCGCAGGUGAUGCCCAGUCCCCUGCUGGCAGGAGGCCACGCCGUCCGCCUGCCUCCCUGCGAAGAGCCCAGGAGGGUCCUGCACCCGGCACCCAGCCCCAGCCUGCCACCCCAGUGUGCCUACUACACCACCGAAGGCUGGGGGGCCCAGGCCCUGAUGACCCCCGUGCCCCGCAAGGAGCCCCCCAGCCGGCUCCCACAGGCCCCACAGGCAGGAGCCAAAGCCAGCUGCCUCCUGCGGGGGCCUGGCCAGCAGCCCUCGGUGGCCCUGGAGGACCUGGACGCCUGCAUCGGCUUCUCCCUGGAGAGCCUCAACCAGAUGAUUCUGGAACUGGACCCCACCUUCCAGCUGCUCCCCACAGUGGCCGGCGGCCCGUGGGCCGAGCCCGCCCAGAGCACCACCUCGCAGAGGAAGAAAGAAGAGCCUGACGCUUUGGAUAUCAAGUACAUCGAGGUGACCUCCACCAGAUCGAGGUACCACGAGGGUCCUCAGCGCUGCUCCAGCCCAUCUGCCACCCCGCCUUCCGGCUCCCCGCGCAGUGGCGGCCUCCUCCUCUCCAGAGACAUCCCCCGGGAGACGCGAAGCAGCAGCGAAAGCCUCAUCUUCUCCGGGAGCCAAGGCGUUGGGCACCAGCGCCCUCCGCCCCCGUCCCAGUCCGGGGCUCUGUCCUCCCACCCCCCGCCCUCUCCCAGCAUCUCCAUCCCCUGCACGCGGAGCCGGGCCCCGGGCCCCCACGGCUUUGGCUCCCCUGGGACGGCUUCUCCAGGCGGGGAGAGGGGCCCAGGAGGCAACGGGGUCCCUGUGGUGUCUGCCCGCCCAGCGACUGAUGUCAGCUACGUAUUCGGAAGCAGCCAGUCCCUCCUCCGCUCCAGCAUCUCCAGCCCACAGUCCUCCUCUCAGUCCUUGGAAAGCCCAGCCAGCUCCUCCUCCAGCCUCCACAGCCUCGGCCCAGCGUCCCCGUGCACGAGAGUCGGUGACCACCAGGUCCCCAGCAGCACCACCCCAAGCAGGGCCCAGCCCCUGGCCAAGGAGCAUGCCAGCAGCUGCCCCCCCUCCAUCGCCAACUCCAUGGUGGACAUACCCAUCGUGCUGAUCAACGGCUGCCCGGAACCAGGGUCCUCCCCGCCCCAGCGGAUCCCAGGACCCCAGGACUUGGUGGGACCUGGGGCUGCUUCUGCCAGCAGCCCCUGUCCAGCCACCAGGAGCCACAGCCAGACCCUGCCGGAGACCUCUCCUGCCGCGUCCCCCCACGGCCCCCCAAGGGACAUGCAGCCCACCAUGAAAUUUGUAAUGGACACAUCCAAGUACUGGUUUAAGCCCAGCAUCACCCGAGAGCAAGCAAUCGAGCUGCUGCGGAAGGAGGCGCCGGGGGCCUUCGUGGUGAGGGACAGCUCUUCGUUCCGAGGCUCCUUCGGCCUUGCCCUGAAGGUGCAGGAGGCCCCUGCACCUGCCCAGAGCCGAUCAGGAGAGGACGGCAGUGACCUCAUCCGCCACUUCCUCAUCGAGUCGUCCGCCAAAGGGGUGCAUCUCAAAGGGGCCGACGAGGAGCCCUACUUUGGGAGCCUCUCCGCCUUCGUGUGCCAGCACUCCAUCAUGCCCCUGGCCCUGCCCUGCAAGCUCGCCAUCCCGCACAAAGAACUGGGAGGCGGAGACGGUGCCUUGGACCCCGCCGCAGACGGCAGGGCCUCCAGCCUGAAGCGAUCUGCGGAGGCCUCCUCCUGGGUUUCCGAAGACGAAAGGCCACCCUGUCUGUCCCCUGGCUCUGGGCAGAGGAAGGGCCCGGGGCCUGGGUGGCCUCGCCCACCCCAUGGACCCUGGCAGGGCCCCAGUGCAGUGUGUGCAUCCCACAGGCUGCCACGUCCUGUACCUGAGCUCUGUGAGCGUGGAGACGCUGACCGGAGCCCUGGCGGUGCAGAAGGCCAUCUCCGCCACCCUGGAGAGGGACGUCCUCCCCACGCCCACCGUGGUCCACUUCAAGGUCACGGAGCAGGGCAUCACCCUGACCGACGUCCAGAGGAAGGUGUUUUUCCGGCGCCAUUACCCCCUCAGCACCCUCCGCUUCUGUGGCAUGGACCCCGAGCAACGGAAGUGGCAGAAGUACUGCAAGCCCUCCUGGAUCUUUGGGUUUGUGGCCAAGAGCCAGACCAACGCCCAGGAGAACGUGUGCCACCUCUUCGCGGAGUACGACACGGUCCAGCCAGCCUCCCAGGUCAUCAGCCUGGUGGGGGCUCUGCUGCAGGACACAGAGAGGAUGUAGGGGGCUCCCCCUGCACGUGCUCCCAGAUAUCCCAAGGGAAUCGCACAGACGUCCCCUUCUCCCCCUGAACAAGUGGCUGUAGCCACACUGAUGGACCAAUGCAUUGAACUGAAGGAGAAACCCUUAAACCCACUAUGACCUUCAUCACUGACCUUCAUCCAGACACCCCCCCUUCCCAGGCCUCAGUUUCCUCAUCCAUGAAAGGAGGCCAAUAGACAGGGUCAGCUGUUCUUCUCAGACUUUGGGGGGAUCCGGACAAGGUCCCUGUGAUCCUGAAGCACACCCUCCUCUGAGGGCCCCCACCUGAAAACAAUCUCGGAGAACACUGACUCCAUCAGCCUGGAUGCUACUGACACAGCAGCCUGAGUUAGAGACCCGUGCCCCUGUUUCGUGGCAAACAACAGGUGCUGGGUCAGACCAAGGGGCCCUGGCCAGGGCUGGGCUGGGAGCAGACAGAUGCAAGGAUUCAGGGCCAAAGGGGAGAUGGACUGACUCUCUUUCCCUCCAUAGUUGUUCCUUCCCCCACUUCCCUAACGGCUUGUCGGGCAGCUGUUCCCAGGAUUCUCCGGGCCAAGUGGCCACGGCUGUUAGAGCAGCUUAGCAAGAACUUACCCCUGUGGGCAGAGCUGACCCAGCCCUCCUCACAUUCUUGACGUCUAAUCCCCUCCAAGGCCAAUGAAUGUCAAAGCCCUAUCUUUUCUUUUAAUUUUUGGUAAACAAGUGCCCUCUCCCUGGUGUCACACUGCCCUGGUGUUGCUUGUGUAACCCACACCUGUCAUGGGCACAGCGAGAUCCCAGCUCUCCAAGGCAGACACAAGGGUCAGCUCCACUCUUUCUGAGACCCCUGCCUCCAAACACACACACCACACACACACACACACACACACACUCACACACACACACACACACACACACACACGUCCUCUAUAGUGGUGUGGCGUCAGCUAGGCCUACAGCCACAAGGAGGCAGCAGAGAGUCAGGAAUGCAAACAGGCAGCCACUCCAAGAGGCUUGGAGAAACUGGGAGGUCUUUCCCACCCAAUCCCAACCCCCCUCCCACCAAAUUCUCCAGAAGCUGGGAUAGUUUUUCUAGCAGGCCUGGGGUCCUACGGAAACCACGCCAUGAGCAUGGAAAGGGAGGCUCGGAGAAGCCCUCUUUUGCUCUAUGAGGAACGAGUACCCGCCCCCUCCCAGCUGCGGAUCUUGCCAGAGCAUCAUUGUCUUUGGCCAAAGUUGGGCCUGAGGGAUUAUGGUUUCAACCCAAGAAACCAAACUGGGCUGAAGCGGCCCUGGGCUGGUGGAACCGGCUGAGACCAGCCCACCCAGCCUGUGGUCGGGCACUGCCCCACCCCCGGAGACCACAGGAUGCUAGACAAGGUUCUCAAGGUCACAGUGCUCAAGUUCUCAAGGUCAAAGCCUGAGGGGCUGGCAGAGAGCCCUCCAUAUACCCGUGGGUGCCUGUGUAGCUCCCAUCACUGAAAAUAAAAUAAAGUCUGUUUUUGCA